GGCUCCUUUCCCUUCUGCUUGCUCUCCCAGGGUGCUGGCCUCCCUCCCCAGCUCCACAGGCUCCUUCUGCAUCUGGCAGUUUCGGGACAGGGGCUGGGUGUGCAUCCCCCCUGGGUCUCUGAGCUGUGGCAUCUCAGACAACUCCAGGGGCUUCAGAGUGACCCUCAUCCUCCCCAUCUAGGAGUGCUGGGAAGAUGUGUGCUUGCUCCCCUUGCGCAACAAGCAGUGAUGAGGUGCAUCAUGACAGCAUGAGUCAGGCUGGCGCUGCCAUUGCCUUUGGGGCUGUGGGGAUGGGGACUGUGCUCAUCUGGGUCCUGUCCCAUCCCUGGGUGGCAAGAAUGACCCCAACUGCUUGGAUACUGCAAAGCAAGAUGAGGAGCCCUGCCACGGACCUUCCUCCUGCGAGGAAGAAGAGGCAAUGCUCGGAGCCUCUCAUGGAGCCCAAGUCCCUCAUCCUGCUGGUGCAUAGCCCCUGCCCUUGCCCCUGCCAGACUCGAGCAGGGGGAAAGGGCAGAGCCUGCCCAGGGCAGAGGGCAAGCAGCCGCAGUCAGGAGGUAACUUGCUGCAGUGUAGAGCAGUGGGAGCAGAGUGACCCAGCUGUGGACAGCUCAGUGGAGGUGUGGGUUUCCCCUCCGGCAGAGCUACAACAGCCUGGGGCUGCAGCAUACAAAUCCUGAUGCAGUGGCCCGUGGAGAUCAUCCCUCUGCCCUGUGUGGCAGGGCUGGACAUGGGCUCCACCUGCCAAACCCAGCCGGAGCCUGCCCUGCUCCCUGCUUCACCCGCUGCCGGCGAGGCAGCCUGGCUCCCAACAGCAAUAUUUCCUGCCAGGCUAGGUUACCCCAAUGGCACCACAGCGAGCGGCAGACACUGUGCCCUGUCUUUGCUACUGUUAAAUGGCUACCAGGAAGCCCAGCUGCUUGCUGCCCCAGGAGGGGCUCUCAGCCUUGGGAGUGGGUGUAUUUCCCUGCCGAGCAACCCAAGCUCCAUGGCACAUUCCUGCAGAACUGGUAAUAAGGUGGGGACAUGUUGUGCUGGGCUCACAGGGGAAAGCUACAGAGUUCAUUUUGUAUUUCUUUCCUGCAAUAAGCAAAAAGAAAUUGUGCAGAGGGUGUAAGAUGAGUAGAGGGAAACUCACAGACAGUAAUGCUUUAGAUCAUCAGCUGCUCUGGCUUGAAAGGAACUUCAUGUCCUUCCAGAGACCCAUCCUGGCACUCUAGGAGACAUCCUGGUGACAAGGACUGGCAGGGAUCACACUCACCCAUGUGCUGGUCCCACACACUGCAUGCACCGCACAACUCUAAGCCUGGUGGCAACGGCUGGUGCUUUCACAAGCUCCGUGUCGGUAUUUCAUCUCGUCCUUGUUCCCUGCUCUUGUUGCUGAACAGGGCAGUGGAUGGUGCAUGUCGACUAAAAUGCUGCUCCUCUCUUUGCACCCCAUGGAGAGCUUUUCUCCACUAAUACAGUGUGGUUUUGCUCUUGGAAAGAGAUCUCUGGAUAUUUGCUUAUACUACUACAUUUUCAAAACCAAGAGAGUUUCUGAUACCUGCAAAAUUUGUAUGUGGUCACCAAAAGUGGGUACGUUGCUAAUGGGCUCCAUCUCAGAAGGAAAUGACCCCAAGGACACACGCCAGAGGCAGAGGGUGCAUACAAGGAGACAGGGUGUGUCUUUCACGGCAGCAUGCGCUUGCCAUGGAAGUGUGGUGGGGUGCCAGAACCAAGGGGAACAACCCGCUGCCUACUGACCAGCUUGCGUCCAGCUUGCAUACAGUUAUCCCCAGAAAACAUCAUUUGGAAGAGCUGCUCCAGGAUCCAGCAUCCUGAUAGAACAACCUGAAAGACUGUUAGUUCCCCAGCAUCGCAUGGGAAUCAGUUCUAGUGAAAGAAGCUUAUUUAUUUUGUUAUUAGAUUGCAAGUUUGGUGGAUAAAAGUAAAGGCAUAUUCAAGAUUUUUCUUUUUUAGCUUGGCCUUGCAGGGCAUUCAGUGUCGUCAGACUUUGUGUGCAUCCUCCAGGCUGGAAGAGUGGUAAAUAACACUGAGGACAGGGCAGUCAAAAACUGCCAGGACCACUUAAUAAGCCAGGCCACUGCAAAUGAACGCAUCUUAAUACCGGAUUCAGUUAUGGAGAGCAGGGGAACAGGGUCCCCAGGCUGGAAGGGACGCGAGCGGGAGGAGUGCUGGCUGCGGGCGCUGCACGGGGUCAACUGGACCCGCCAAUGCAAAACAGACAUGAGGCAGUUUGGGAGGGAGGGCAGGACUACACUCACCCUUUCUCUGUUGCCUUGGUACUGGGAGUGCUGAAUCUGCAUCCGCUUCUACUUUUCAUGCUUUAAAUGCAACAGCUGAAGAUGGAGAUGAUGAGGAAGGGAACUCCCCAACUAAUUGAGAGGAGGACAAGUGCAAGCCUGGCAAGAGGCUGAUCUACAUGACCAAUGGGUUGUUCUGGGCAUUUUUGUGAAUCUCAAUAGCUUGAGGCCUAACCUGAGCAUUUGAGGCAAAGCUGGAAAAUAAGUAAAUCUGGAGAGCGGUGAGGAGGCACCGGCCCACACAGAUGUGGUCGGAUCCCAGCUCAGGGCAGUUAGAGGUGUCACGACCCCAGUGGGAGUGCUUAAAUCAGAAAGCAAGGCUGUGUCACUACUAGAGCUUCCGCCCAUCAGGUCUCAUGUCUUUCACCACUGAACUUAGUAUGUUUUUGUUGUUUGGUUCUCUGGGUUUUAUGAAAGACCUUUUUUUGCUGCACUUCAGUGAUGUGUGUGUGCCCCAUCAGUGGCAGGGCUGAGCAGAGGAAGGGUGAAAAUUUCUGAUGAGAGCUCCUCCCCAGUCCAAAGCUUCCUGGGCUUUAAUUUCCUCUAAGAACUUGGCUGCGGCAGGACAACAAGCUUUGUUUGGCCACUGCCUUUGCAAGUGCUGCCCUUCCCUCUGUGACCAGACAUCCUCACUGGCUGCUCUUCCAAAGGCAGGGACUGGCUGCCAGCCAACCUCAGGAGCAUGCUUUGUUUUUAAUUUAAGCUCCCAGCAGCAGUCUUGCAGGCAUAACUGGUGCUCUGUCCAGCCCAUGAAGGGUCGGGUUCUUGGUCCAUCACUGAUGGGGAAGGGGGAAGGAGGGACGAUGGCAGAUGGCGGAGGGAAGGAGACAGCUGCAGCCUCCAUCCCAGCACAGAUCUGUAGCAUCACCACAGGAGCCUCAUCUCACCCUUCCAGGUCACCCCGGCAUGGCUUGACAGAGCCAGCACCAGACUGUUUCCCUGGUCCCCUGCCCCACACAGCCAGCCCCUUGGUGCAGCCCUCCCUGAAGAAGAGCUGGGCUGGGCAAAGAAGCCCAGAUCAGUGCUAGGGCUUUGCCUGCCCCCAGCUGGGGACAUUCAGCCACUGGUAGGGACAGAGGGUGGGUUCUGGCACUGUGCCAGCUGGCCCAAUGCUGCAUAGCCCAUUGCCUCAAGGUGCCUGAGGACAGGCAAUCCAAAAGUCAGCAUCUUGGCAGAGCAGUUCUGCUUGGCCCUCCAUCAGUGCCCCAUCUCCUCAGCUGAUGAGGACGUUGCUGUGUCCUGGCUCAGAGCCAGGGCUCACCAGUCCAACAGCAAAAGCAUGACUUGAAGGUGUCCCAGGGUCCAUGCCAGCUGAGAAGUUUGGCUGGUGCUCUCAGUUAGUGUGGCCCAGGGGAUGCAACCCUCAGCCUGUCCCUGGUGACUCUCCCAAGACAUGAGACUACACCAUGGGGGGUCUCCGGUGCUCCUCACAGCAUGGACAUGCCAAGGCCUACCACGGGCUGUUACAGCAUUUCAUGAGAAGAGUUAGGAGAGCCAGACUUCCCAGGGGAGCACCAAUGUGGACUGGCCUCUUCUGCUUCUGCUUGGGACCAUGCUGUUCCACAGCAGCCUUGUUGCAGGCUCAGGCACCUCUUGGUGCUGGUGAUGGACUUUGUGGCUCCAUUCCUAUGUGUUUCAUACUGAACCCAGGCACCAGUUUCAGUUCCUGCAGGUGUCUGCAGGUGUGAGGUUUGUGCAGGACAUGGUGCAGGUGCUCCCAGAUCGCAUCUGCACUGUGUGCAGGUGUAAGAGCAGUGUCUUCAGGGAGGGCAGGUUAACCAUCAGCUUAGCAGGGACCAUGUGUGCAGCUUUGCUUGUCACUGGUGUCUCGCUGAGCACCCCACCAAUUUGCAUCAUUGUGAUGAGUGGUCUUCAGGCUGCCACAAAUAAUGGUGGUCAUGAUGUGAAGGUGAAUGGGCCAGGCAAAGACCUGCCACGCUGUGGUGUCUCAGUGUCCGCUGAAGGUCCCUGAGAUAAAGGGUCUUGGGAUGGCUGGAUUCCUGGGUCUGUUUAGCCCCAACACAAGCUAGGGAAUGAGUCUGUCCAUGGGAUAUAUGAGUGUCCCAGCACUUCCUUUCCUUGAAGUUUUUAAGUGAAAGCUCUUCUGGCUUCUGCCAUUCAUCUGUUUGGAAGAAGGAUGCUCAAAUGCUGUCUAAUCCCAAAUCUACCUACGGACAUGGAGUGGAUUCUUAUUCUGCCAUUAGAGGACAAUACCAAGUCUGCCCUCUUUCAGGAUCAUCAGGAGCAGAGAUACUUUAAGAAAACAGCCUUAAGGACAUGCUGGAUCUUUGCUGUGGUUAAUUGCCUUUCCUCUUCAGUUUAUUGUAUUUCUCAAUUCCUUUGAUGACACACAUUUCCUCUUCUGUAGUGACUCCGCAGUCAUGCUGCAGUUGCUCCCAUUCUAGCAUCCUGCUCUUGAGAGCUGCCUGUGUGGAGACCUUCCAGGCCCAGGUCAGAGAAAACACUUGAAAGAAGACUGAGCACCCUCACUGAAACAUCCACCACUGCUCUACUAAAGCUGAAGAUGGACAUACUGUGCUGAAUCCUUUUGACAGUGGUAGGAAGAAAAGCCACAGCAGGAAAUUCUGCUUCAGACGGGCACCACUCAGCACCACGAUGUCUGGAAAGGAUAAAGGCCAUGCCGACUCCUACAUUUCAUGCCACAUAGACUCUGAAUUUCGCUACAACCUCUUCACUGUUUUCUACAGCAUCAUUUUUGUUCUGGGCUUUGUUGCCAACUGCUACGUGCUCUGGAUUUUCAGCCGUAUUUACCCCACCAAGAAACUCAAUGAGAUCAAGAUAUUCAUGGUUAACCUCACAGUAGCUGACUUGCUCUUCUUGGUUACGAUGCCCAUGUGGAUUGUGUACUAUAACAACCACGGAAACUGGAUCAUGCCCGAGUUCCUCUGUAAUGUGGCUGGCUGUUUAUUUUUUGUUAACACCUACUCUUCUGUUGCCUUUCUGAUGGUUAUCACAUACAACCGUUACCAAGCUGUGACUAAUCCCAUUAAAGCUGCUCAGUUUACCACCCAGAAAAGGGGUAUCUACUUAUCAGCAGCUAUCUGGAUCGUAAUAGUGGGCAGCUCUUUGUAUUACCUUUCUGACAAUAAUACUAACCAGGAGACGAUUGAUUCGAAGAAUUUCACACGGUGCUUUGAGGGCUAUAACCUCACCGCUUCUAGCAGUGUUUCAGCUGUUCUUGCCAUUCACAUCAUCAUCUGCAUCCUCUUCUACAUAAUUUUCCUUUUUAUACUAGGCUGGAACAUCAUCAUUAUCAGGACCUUGUUCUCCAAAACAGUGCAUCCCCGGAAGAAGGCUCAUGUCAAGCAAAGGGCGCUCUGGAUGGUUUGCACAGUGCUGGCCGUGUUCAUUGUAAGCUUUGUACCUCAUCACUUAGUGCACCUGCCCUGGACCCUGACUGUUCUGGAGCAGUGGCAGAGGGAAAACUGCCAGUUGCGCCAACAACUCAAUGAUGCUCACCAGGUGACUUUGUGCCUCUUGAGUAUGAACUGUGUGUUGGACCCAAUCAUCUACUGCUUCCUCACCAAGAAGUUCCAGAAGCAUCUUUCAGAAAACCUGAAAAGCAUGAAAGGGAGUCGCAAGUGCUCCAGGCAAACCAUGGACACAGUGAUUGAGGGCACCAUUCACCAAGAGGAAGCCAUCAGGAUCUAGGUCAGCUCUGUUCUGACUGCAGACUGAGAUGUGUGAAUUAGUCACUCACCUUUUCUCAAGAGUCACUAGGGAAUAGAACAGAGGACCAGGGUAUUACAUUUCCUUUUUCCCAUUAGAAAGAAGAAUGGAUGCUCAUUUCUUCUAUUACAUGCAACUGGCAUAGCUGGAACCUGUAAUAAUCUGGCAGAAAAGCACCUUCUAUCUGGGCUGAUGUUCUCAUGGGCACUGAGAACAGCUCAGACGAUUUGCUUUUACAUGAAAGAAAUGUCACCAAGCAUCUGCAGCGUGCAGCUAGAAGCUAAGUGCACUGAAGUUACCCAUGGUGUCAGCCCAGAUAGCACCAUGCCCUGUCCUCUGCCUGCACAGCUCCCAUGAAGAAUCCAGUAUCAGAGCUGUAAGAGACUUCUAAAAGAUCUGGAAGAAGAGAUGGAGUUGCUAGCAUCAUCAAGUGACUUUUCUAAGAAGCUUGCACGGUUCUGUGAAGAGUUUGAGCUGAGGAAGCUCGAGUGGCUAGAAGGGACACAGUCCCACAAGUUCCUCAAAUGCCAUUGAAGAAGAGAUCUGCACCUCUGAUCCCUUCUUACCUACUCGCGUGGUCUGCUGUGGUCCAUACUUGACAGAUGUCUGGGAGUAGCUAUUACGAAUUUUUGCCGUUGCUGUUGAAUGAAAUUUCACUCAAAUGAAAAUUCAACACUCUUGAAUCAGUCAAGUAACUGAACUAGUAGGCAAGAAAAGGAAGAGAAAUUGGCAGUGCCUGAGCCCCCAUCCCCAGGUCAGCAUUAUGCUCAAGGGGCACUAUUGUCUGCCCUGGCUUCUUGCAUGGUAGCAGAACUGGCAAGCCAGUGGCCUCUUGCACUCAGUUUAGUAAUUUCUUGCUGACUGCACACAUCUGUGGGAAUCCAAUCUUACUUUGGAGGCUCCAGAUAACAGAUUAGUGUCAGCAUGGGCAUUAUGGUAAGAAGAAAAAAAGCUUAAAACGCUCCAGUAUUUCUGUUUCUAUUUAUUUAAGUUAGGGUUGUAGAAAGCAACUGUACAUUAUUCCUUCCCCCAGCCUUUCUAUUUCUGCUACAAAGAAAUGAAGUUGACUAGUUCUUGGUAUCCUACCACAAGUGAAGUAUUAGGUCAGGUCAUGGCCACUUCUGGAGCAGAUCUGUGCUGCACAGCGAUGCAGUACACUUGACAGACAUAAUUCAUGCACUCUGCCAAGGCUGGAGACUCCUCACUCGGGGCUGGCUGCAGUCAGCUGGGGCCCAGGGCAAAGUGAUUUUCCAGGCAUGCCAAGUUCCGUUACCAAUUGAGGUUCCUUUUCUGACCCAAAUUGCUCAAUCCAGCACAGGAAAUUGGGUGGGGAACUUACUUGUUUUCACAAGAGUUUUUGGUUCCCUAAACUACAUAGGAGAGUCUGGCUGAUGUCAGGAAAAGUGUAUCUGACCUGUGACACUGAUUGUUCAUGUGCAAGGACAGCAGCCUUCCCACACCCACCAGAGACUGAGAAAGAUAAGCCCAAGUCUUUCCAAAGAUAGGACCAACAUUUCUAUCAGGCUUUGCCUAUAUUCAGCAGACAUACGGGUCCUUCAGAUCUAUCUCCUGAAGAUCCUCAGGCAGCUUUUAUGCUUACUUGUGUGAAUGAGCAAGACGUUUCUUUUUCUAAUGCCAUCUGCCAGGGCCAGCCAGGCACUCCAGGCCCAGUGCCAGGCAGAGGAAAGAAACUGAUCACAAUGUGAAUGCAUUUCCUUCCUGGUCCUGGACUCUGCUCCAGUAAUGGCCACCCAUAAAAAAAACCCACGGGCACCCCUUAGCAGAGAGAUAAUUCCCCGACUAUGUCCCUCAGCAACGUUCAAAGCUUUGCCCUGAAUCUGCAGGCAUCUGAGCCACAGCACACAACAAGGUGGGCAAUUUCUGUAAUUUAAAAGCCUAAAUCCCGCUUGCUGGAGGAAUCUGCCUCUGCCCUCCCCAGAUGGCACAUCCUGGCUGAGGAGCUCUUGCUCCUGGCAGGUGGUGCGGAGCUUUCCUCUUUUCCCCUUGCCACUUGAUGCAAUAGUGGAGCUCUCUUGCGUCACAGCCCCUAAAGGACUGAACAGAUGGAGUUUAGCAACUCUUAGAGGAAAUGGAAAGGGAUUUUACAUGGAGAUCUGGUAAACGCAUGAUCUUCUAUCGAUUCCUGGAAAGCCUGCAACAGAGUUUACAGGUCAGGCUACUUACUGUGGGUGAAUAACAUGCUUUGCUCCACGGGAAACAGCUGUAGAGCCAGUGUGGGCUCUGAGAACAACUUGCAUCUAAGGAAAAGGGUAAGUGGAGGAAAAAGCCCCGCAGACACUUCAGGAGGAUACGCUGCAGUAAUUAAGUCAGUAACAACACAUUUCUGAAAACCAGCCUGAGCUUCUACUUCUUUUCCUGGAAUUACUUUCUCGGUUUUACCACAACGUUGCAUUACUCUGCUUUACUUUGCAACAAAACGGAUCCUCAAAAGUUCUUUUUAAUAAAGUGUGUUCCCCAAGUGCUUUGCCCUUUAACUUCCCCCACCUUCUCAUCUUUCUGUGUCUGUACUCAAGGGAAAGCCUCGGUACCACUCUGACACAGCCCGAUUUCGGUGGGGCCUUUUUUUAGAAUCACCGCGUGAACUCAUGGGAGAGGUGAAUUCAACGGCUCAGCAAGUUUCGACCCGCUAAAAGGGAAGGGGAAAGACAUAACUCCGGAAAGGGAACAACUUCUGAAAAAUCUGGCCGAGCUCUGCAAACCCCAACCGGACAAAAACCCCC
Messenger RNA from Egretta garzetta (little egret), 8734 nucleotides. It is a transcript of the gene PTAFR, whose product is annotated as platelet activating factor receptor. Gene Ontology annotation, cellular component: membrane. NCBI's taxonomy places the organism in Eukaryota, Metazoa, Chordata, Aves, Pelecaniformes, Ardeidae. The record is from RefSeq and is a predicted model, not a curated record. The transcript is spliced from 2 exons. Gene Ontology annotation, molecular function: platelet activating factor receptor activity; G protein-coupled purinergic nucleotide receptor activity. Gene Ontology annotation, biological process: chemotaxis; G protein-coupled receptor signaling pathway. The coding region runs from base 4920 to 5975 and encodes 351 amino acids.